UCAAGAUUUAUUUCCUUGUUUUGGUUACACGUGUCGAGCAAGACAGGAUUGUUUCAUCAUCAUUGUGGAUGAUGGUUGAGAGAAAUGUUUAACGCUUCUAAUGCUUAGAAAUCAAUCUUGCCUGAAGAAAUGUGUGCUACUUUAAACUGUUUUGCCUCUAUUACGAGGACUAAAUGUCAGUGGAAAUGGUGCAGAAACGAAAUAACAUGGCAUACUUCGAGUGCAAAAGUUUGCAUUCCCCAAUGUGCCUUAAGUAUAUAUUUUCUUGCAUUACAAUGCAAAUGUAGGGAGUUAAAAUCAGGCUAAAGGUGAAACCCUACACAAUAAGAUCACAAUCUCAAACAUAUCGUACAAUCUAGAAAGGCAUGGUUUAAAAAUAAGAGUUUUGCUGUGACUUUCAUCUAACAAAGUGAGAGUGAAUAUAUUAAGACUAUUCAAGAUCAGUAUUAACAAAGGUGUCCAGUCUUGUCUGCAAAGAUCCAGUGUGGUUUAAAGCUUUCAUUCCAAGAAGGAGGCUUCUAUAGACUCUCAGAAAUGGUGCCUUUUGUGUUGGUAUGAAAAUCUGCAGCCAUGCCAGCCCUUUGCAGAGACAACUGAAACACAUCCUUAACCUAAAAUAUUUUGCGCAUAAAGCAACCAUUAAAAUUGAGUAUAUAAGAUGACCUAAUUAACAACAUGGACAAGAAAGCAACAUGGGACAGAUUCUACACAGAAAAUAACAGUAAAGGAAAAUUCAAGAACUUUGAGUGGUUUUUUGGCUUUCAUUCAGUCAAAGACUCCAUCCUGCCUCUACUGCAUUCCAUGUCUGAUCCUCUUGCGCCAUUACAUGUCUUGGAUAUUGGCUGUGGCACCUCAGCACUGGGGCCUGGUAUCUACACCCACUCCCAAUGUGCAGUGAAGGUCACAUGUGCUGAUAUCUCCCCAGUAGCUGUGGGUUUAAUGCAGGAGCAUGUUAAAAACACACCAAUGCAACCCUGCAAUCCAGCAUCCACCCUUGUCUUCAGAGAGAUGGACUGCACAAAGCUGGGAAGACAAUUUGAGCCCAGGAGCCUGGCUUUGAUAGUAGAUAAAGGUACAACAGAUGCACUGCUGAGGUCCAAGGAUGGGCAAGUAAAAGCUGGUAAAAUUGUACAGCAGUGUCUGACUGUUCUGAGACGCUCAGGCAUCCUGCUGCAGUUUUCAGAUGAAGAUCCUGAUGCCAGGCUGCUUUGGCUGGAGAAAGAGAGUCGAGACAUAGAGGUGGCAGCUGAUGUAUCAGUACAUGAAGUUGGAGAAUUAAGAGGGGUCACUUAUUUCUGUUAUCAAAUAACUCCUUAUAGAGCCCAAGAUUGACACCUUGAACAUUACAGUACUGUGUUUUAUGUAACUGUCAUUUUGCAUUGUGUAAUUAAAUUUCUAGAUACCUUAAAAAUUUUCAUUAUUUAAUAGAUUUUUGACCAUGAUCACUGCAUGUACAAUGCAGUCAUAAUAUAUGCAUUGUGCAGUGUGGAUCACAAUCAUUGGCAAGAUGGAAUAGUGAAAAAAACGUCUUUAAUAAAUGCAGACCCCUUAGGAUUAUUGUAAAUACACCAUUUUAUUUAUAAUUUGCACAAGCAGCAGCUUAAAACCAACAAAAACAGCCCUUUACGUACAACCAAAAAAAACAUACAAUAUUGACAGAUUCCAAAACAGCCAACAUUUUGUCCAUACAAAGCAUGGUUGAGGUUCAUAUGGUGUAUAAAAUACAGAAAUUGGAACAUCAGGAAACUGUAGACAAUACAAUGGUGUCCACAUAAAAUGUACCUCAUUAAAAGCCUGCCAUUAAGAACGUGAACAAUGAAGCACAAAACAAUAGAGCAAGUGUUUAAAAAAUAAAUCUUUUUUUUUUUUCGAAGUUUACAAGAACACAUUAUAAAAAGUGAGAAAAGUACAGUUUACAGAGUUACAGUUUAAUUUAAACAAAAGAACAAAGUUUUUUCCAAAACACGUUUACAUUUAGUUCCAUCCAGUGGAAGUUUUGAAGAACAUGACUAUUUUAUAAUCAUCAAACAAAUCAUGUAACAUGAUUGCUUGUUUUCAGUACCUUAAAGCUUGAUCGUGAUAAUGCCGAGAGUAUGGAUAAUACUGGCGCCUUUUGUGUUUUUUCUUCAUCACAAUGUUGUUCUUUGGCCAGGAGGGGGCAGCAUGUGCAGUUGUGCUAUAAUGGCCAUAGUUCCCA
Clarias gariepinus (North African catfish) is the source of this 2197-nucleotide messenger RNA. It is a transcript of the gene cskmt, whose product is annotated as citrate synthase lysine methyltransferase. The transcript is spliced from 2 exons. NCBI's taxonomy places the organism in Eukaryota, Metazoa, Chordata, Actinopteri, Siluriformes, Clariidae. The record is from RefSeq and is a predicted model, not a curated record. The coding region runs from base 676 to 1332 and encodes 218 amino acids.